Molecule: messenger RNA, 2184 nt
Organism: Symbiodinium sp. CCMP2456
Lineage: Eukaryota; Dinophyceae; Suessiales; Symbiodiniaceae
Source: the annotation of a GenBank genome assembly
AUGGAGCUGCGGGCCUUGUUGGCCUUCUACGCUUUUAAUCUGGUGGCCUUCUGCUGCGCGGAGCGCGUUGGGGGCCCGCUUGCGUGGUUGAGUCGCUUCUGGGUCACCUUCUUGGCCUGGUACACAUGGGAUGCGUGGCGCUGCUGGGAGCGGUUCAUCCGCCACCGUAGUGACCGGUCACAGAUCAACAGCCCUUCCAAUCGGCGCCGGCCGGACCUUCAGCGCCGCAGACUGGAGGUGGGACUGACGAAGACCGAGGAGGUCGAAGCAUUAGCACAGCUACUGCCUCCAACCUCUGCGCCCUCAAGCCCGCAGAGCAGCGUGGUGCUCAGCGACUUUGGCGGCGUCUCCUCGGAAUCGACAGAGGCGACACCGGGCAGCCCACGGAGGCGACGCAGAGGCUCGGCGAAGCUUGAGCUGAGCCAGGUGUUAAAGCUGAGCGACGAAGUGGCGCUGGACUUGGACAUUGACCACAUUUACCUCGCGCUGGUGCCUUUCCUUUGGGGGCAGAUCUUCAUUGGCUUGCCGGCUUGGGCCAACAUGCUCUUCGGUGCCAAGGGCACACCCGGAGCUUUGCGCUUCGGAUUCUGGCAGCUCCUUUACCGACUCGGAUACCCAAGGCCCGUGGUGAAGGACCCCCGAAAAACCUGCGCAGAGCUUCUGCUGGAGACAAGCCUGGCAAUCUACUUUCAGGAGCAGAGGGUUGGCGGCGAUGGCAGGAAGGUGGCCCACUUCAAGAUCCCUUCCGUGCCCCACCUCACAGGAGAUAAUUUCCGCACGAUCCAGCACGAGGACCUGAGCCUGGAGCUGGAUUUGGGUGAGAGGCUGCUUUGCAGCGCGAGGUACGGCGACCAGCAGAUCCGGCCGGACGAGACCAUGGUGUUACUGAACCUCGCCGUAAGCAUCAUGCUGCACCCAAUGCUGCAUGCCUUCGCCAACUGGUCCACCACUCCGGAGAGUCCAGAUGCUUACACAAGGCGCAACUCAAUCGUCACCGUGCUCUUCAACUACUACGGCAUCAAAGCCUUUGCGCACUGGUGCGACUUCCUCUGCUAUUUGGGCCUUGGGAAAGUCAGCGGCCAGACUUUUGCCACUACGGUCCGGUCCGGGAUGCGGCAGCAUGUGCCGCCACAUGCACAGGUCUCGCUGCUGAUGCCGCACAGCCGCCUCGUGAACUUCACUGUUUGUGUUCGCAGCUUCUUUCUCAGGAAGUUCCAGAAGUACCAGGAACAGUUCCCUGGCAUCGACGGUGAAGCACUCUUCCUAGCCACAGUGCUGCACCCCCUGGAACACUUCAACUUGGUGACUCUCCAGAGUGCAUAUGACAUGGUGUGCGCCAACCCUGCCUUUGAGGGUGACCUUCAACUCGUCCGGUCGGCCAUCAUCAUAACUUCAGACAAGCUUUGGCUCAGCCACCUCCUCUACGACUUCAGUUUUCAAAGCUCCUCGCAGGAGCUGUUCAAGGAGACCUACAAGCAUGCCGUACUUAUCGACGAGGAGCUCGCGAACGAAAUGGAGUGCUGCGCCUUGAACUCGGCAUUGGCAUCCCUGGGGUCGGCGUUGCGAUGGGAGCGCGCCCUGCACUGCCUAACGACUCACGAGAAGCUGAGAGACAGCGUCAGUGAAGACACCGUGAUGGCCGCCUGUGCCCGGGCAGCCGCCUGGGAGGAAGCGUUGAGUCUGUGGCACGCGCAGGCAAGUUCCAGGACGCCAUCAUCGGCAGCCCUGGGCGCACUCUUGACGGCGUGGGCCGCCGCAAGAGAGUGGGAGGAGGCUUUGGAACUCCUUCAAUCUGUCAGUGAUCUCGCUGCCGUGGGCGCCGCACUCGGGGCUUGCGGCCGUAGCCUGCGCUGGCGCCAGGCGUUGGCGCUGACAGCUGUGCGGCCCUGGGAAGAAGUCUGCGGAGAUGCCACGUUGCUGGAGGGGGCCAUGGGGAUCGCCUCGGAAGUCCAAAAGCCUUCGGUGGCGAUUGACCUCGUGCUCCGAGUUGGCAGCGCUUCAAUUUCUGAUCGGCUGCGGAUCUUAGCUGGCGUGCCUGGGAUGGCACGCUGCCGCAGGACCGGAGCCGGCCUCACAUCCUUGGAGGUGCAAACUUGGCUUCAGUCAAAGGCCAUCACCUGCGAAAGGCCUAGCUCCUGUGUCAGAGCUGCUCAUGCUUGGAGGAUCAAGGGACGUAGCAAGUGA